This is a messenger RNA of Trachemys scripta elegans, 4432 nucleotides long. Its product is annotated as ankyrin repeat domain-containing protein 23-like. Gene Ontology annotation, biological process: intracellular signal transduction. The transcript has 5 exons. The record is from RefSeq and is a predicted model, not a curated record. Gene Ontology annotation, molecular function: protein binding. Bases 346 to 1068 code for a protein of 240 amino acids. Gene Ontology annotation, cellular component: nucleus; cytoplasm. NCBI's taxonomy places the organism in Eukaryota, Metazoa, Chordata, Testudines, Emydidae.
GCGCCGCCGGCGGGGAGCAGCAGCCUGGGCUGGACUCUGCCCGGCGCCCGGGGCUCUCGCAGCUAACGCCCCCGGGGGAGCGUCUCCGACCCCCUUGGCUCAAAGCCGUUGCUGGGCCCGUCCGCCAAGAACUGCCCUAGUCCUUGUUUGAACCCAGUUAGACUAGAUCCCAACAUCCCCUGGCAGGGAGUUCCGCAGGUAGUCUGUGUGCUGUGGGAAGAGAUGCUUCCUUUUGUUUGUUUUAAACCUGCUGCCCGUUCAUUUCAUUGGGUGAGCCCUGGUUCUUGUGUUCUAAGAAGGGGGGUGGAUGGUGCUUAUUGAGAGAGAUUUCUUCAGGUGAAGGAGAUGGGCUUCUACAUCAGCUCCUUGUCUAGAGCCGCCUGCAGCAAAGCACACCUGGACUCCCAGUCAUCCCCAAGACAUUAUCAGGUGGCUCCAAGCUACAAUUACAGAUGGACAGAUCUUCACUACGAAGCUAGCAGGGGCAACAUGGAGAAACUGCAACAACUCCUAGUGACCUCAGACAGGGAGCUGGUUGACAGGAAGGAUUACUAUGGCAAGACUCCGCUCUACUGGGCUGCGUAUAAAGGGCAGAAGCUUUCCAUGGAGUUACUGCUGCAACAUGGAGCCAGUGUGAACACGUGCUGUAAACAUGGAGGAACGCCCCUUCAUGCAGCCAUUGGCCUCUUCCCAGACUGCACUCUGCUGCUGAUACAGCAUGGUGCUGAUGUGAACCUUCAGGAUAACUGGGGAGUGACUCCCAUGUACCUGGCAGCUUGCAGUGGGCAGAUAGAGUGUAUCCGGCUUCUGGUGCAGGCUGGCCCUGACAUCACUUACAAGAACAAGAAGACAGGAGCCACCCCUAAGCGUCUGGUCUCACAAACUGCACUGAUAUCCUGGAUUGAAUCCUGCUGCCGACAGCCGCGCUCCCUGAAACACCUCAGCCGCCUGCGUAUCCGAACCACCCUUGGGCAUCAGAGGCUUGAAGCCAUUAGGGGAUUUGACCUCCCAACCCCACUGAAGCGCUACCUUAUGUAUGAGGAUCUUGUUCUGCAGGAUGGCCUGUAGCCGCGGGAAAUCUGGCCAGUCUACACCUGUACCCACAAGGACAAAGUGACAAUGGGGAGAGGAGCCAACGCUGUUUCAUCUUUUCAGUCAUCAGCUCCUCAAAGCCACAAGAGAGAUGGAUUUUGUGUUGUCAUUUUACCUUUCUGUGGCCUAAUCUGAGCCCCAUCUGGGAACGGAUCAGAGGCUGCUGUCUGUGGAGACUGCUGGUGAUUCUUACUCUGGAACAUGCCUGUAGCUCCAGCGUGCAUUGAGGAGAGCAGAGCUCUGUCUCCUGCCCUGAAGAGCUUGCUAGGUAACAUGCUACAGCAGGUCUCAGAGAGCUGGUCUCGGCCAGGAGGAGAGAAGGGGAGAAGCGACUCCUCUCCCUCCGUUUCUCGUUCAGGUAUGAGUUUGACAAGUGUUAUAGGAACAAAAAUGUGCAUACAGGCUCCUACCUGCAGGCAGACCUUUUACUGUCAAAAUACUGUCUGGCCCAAAGGAAGGCACUGGGGAGUUGCUGUGAUUCUCCAUUCCAUCUACCUGCCCAGGUACUAUAGUAUUGGAGCACCGGUGAUUCAAGGCAGGGAGGAAGGUGGUCACUGACCCAUUGCCAUCCCCUACUGAUCUGCAGCAGCUGGAUCUGUUUUUACAUGCCCCUUUGACUCAUGUCCCUCACUUCACUGCCACAUUCUCACCUCCUGUCACUUGCUGCACUUCCAUCAGUUUCUGCCUCCUGUCCUCACUCCCAUCCCACGUUACUUGAGUCAGGCAGCUUGUUUUCCAUGAAGUGUGCGUAGAGGACAGAAGAAUCAGUUCCAGCCCACUCUCCAAAAGGCCAGAUUUUCAGCUCCCAUGGAAAACAAUGGUGACCCUCUGUCCUUGCUCCAUGGAGGAGAAUCAGAGCUGCUGGGUGGGGAGCCCUUUUGGAAGUGUAGCCCAGAGUGUGCCAGUAUCUGUUGGAUUCACUGGAUCUGAUUUCCCUGUAUUAAGGCUGCCUCAGAUCCCUGGGCAGAGCCUGGACCAAGUGUCAGUACAACCAGGACAUGUGAUCUGAGUCUUCAUAGCCUGUCUUGGCCACAGAGCUGGAUCAGGGGCAGAGCCUGACUUUUAUGUAAAUACUGUAAAAUUAUUGCAACUAAUUGAUAACAGUGCCCUGGAGCCAAGCUGACAGGAGGUGGGGGCUGUUAGGGGUGUGGCUGGCUGGUGCAGAGAGCCAUGGGGUGUGACUGUGUCCUCAUUCAAACUAAAAUACAGGCAAAGGCUGCCUGAGUGUUUAAGAAAACACAAGCCACAAGGUGGGGGAGCUCUGCCCCCUGCCUCAGUGACCUUCCUCAUCUGAGUCACAUGGUGGGGGGCUCUCUAUCACAACUGCAGGCCUGUCUGUGUGCCCCUUGUGGGUGUAGCCAGUCCAGGAUGUUUGGCUCUUUGGCAAGGCCCAGCUCCAAAUUAGGAGUGAGGAUUUCUCUAGUGGGGUUGGAGUGAGCCAGUCCCCAUAGGGAUUUUCCUCACUGUACUCUCUAUCUUCAUUGGCAGUUAUUCUUAAUGCUGGAGGAAGAAGGGUUAGAGGUCACAGAACAACAGCGGGGCUGGGGGGGGGAGGAGAGAGAAGACCUACUCUCUAACUCACAGCCUGACCUCCCUGUGCCAUGUUGUGGCUUAGCUGGCAGAUCUAAUUUUAGGAGGUGAUAACCCCUCCCCCGUGACUUCCCCAACAGAUAGCAAGUCAGCUUGUGCAGCAUUAGCAAGAUAGAUUUAGGAAUAAGAUCCAGGUGUGGGUCCCUGGAAGAGAGAAGGACCCAAAGAAUGUCCAGCUUUACUGAAAAGCGGCAGUGCACAAUGGGGGAGGAAGAUGUAUGAUGUCAUUUUAAUACCCUUGUUUGCAGUUAUUCCUGUUGCAAAUACUAGCUGCUAUAGGACCUGGGGGAAUAGGUAGGGCGUCAAGGGAUGUGGGUCUCCUAGAGCAGGGCCCUCUAGAAUGUGAUUAUGCAACUGUAUAAAGGGCCCCACAAUUUCUUUCUGCCAGGAUGGUGUAUAAAACCAAAUCCAUUUUCCAGCCCUCAGCUUGUCGGCUGCUGUAUAGGAGCUUGCAGGAGGGGAAAACUGUAGCUGGCUGAAGAGCAGGGGGACCUGCAACAGCAUGGGGUAGAGGGGCUGACACUUGAAACUCUUUAGGCCUGAACUCUGGCCAGCUAAGGGCCAUGUCAGAUACCAUCCCCAGCUGUACAUCUCUUAAUGCACUGCUAUCCCUGCCAGCCUCUUAAGAUGCCCCCACUGCCUCUCAUGACAGCCUGCCCCCUACUUCUCCCUUUUAGGGACAGCACAGCUUAUUGAAUGAUUUUGCAGUUAAUAUUGCAGCCUAGUACUGCAGAGCUCAUUGUAGCCCACUCACUGAAAUAAGGAGUUUUGCUGCAUAAUCUAAGGUUUACCUGUUGAAUAAUACAAAGACUGAGGGUCUAGGAGGAGUGGAGAGCUCUUAGUGUUACCCUAAGAUUUCAAAAGCCAAUUACGUUACCUACAAUAGCGCUUUUAAUUUCCAAAAAAGGGUAACCACGGUUGUGUUCUGCCCUAAAGGAAUUGCCAGAGUAUUACCAGGGAGCUUGUCUCUGACCGGCAGAGGGCUCCCCAGAGCAAGCUAGUUUUGCUGACCCCUGACAGGACUUGGGUACAGCCCUCUGCUCAAGGAUAGGCCCACAAAUAGUAGUUCUUUGAAAACAGAAAUAAUCUUUAUUAAAAAAGGAGAUAAGUUACAGGAAAUUUAAUAAAGGAAGAAAGAAGGCAUAGAACAUAAGGAAACAAUAGGAUUACAUGUAAUAUAAUGGCGCAGCAAAAUAAAAGACAAACUAUGUAAGAAAACACACACCUAAAAUAAAUAUAGCAGUUUCAACGUAGCAUAUAUAUGAAUGAAUAAAUAAAAAAAUAAAAUUAAAUAAAUGAGAGAGAGCGAGAUUCCUCAUACACAAGAGUUUUUCAUUCUAGUAAUACAAUACUUAAUACAAUGAAAUAUGCGUGGCCUCUAUACACCUAUGAGUACAGUCACAGUUAAAAGCAAUUACUUGACAUCCACAUUAAUACCUAUCAUUAGACAUUUAACAUUUGAUUAACAUUUAACUAUUCACACUUAACAUCCUAACAUUUAACAUCCAGUAAGCGCUGGCCAGGCGGUUAUCAGAUGAGUAAUAGGGGAAGAUCUCACUCAAACCACAGGCAGUCAUCUUUAUUUACAGGUGAAACCCAUACACUCUUGGAUAGUAAAUAGAAAGAUUAGGCUUACACAGACACCACAAUUCCCUCUGAUCGUCUAAGAUAGUAGUUCUCAAACCCCCCCCCCCCCCCCACUUGAAAAUUGCUGAGGGUCUCGGCGGACCACUUAAUGAUCUUUCCAAGU